Messenger RNA from Sesamum indicum (sesame), 818 nucleotides. RefSeq names its product ubiquitin-conjugating enzyme E2 28. Lineage: Eukaryota; Viridiplantae; Streptophyta; Magnoliopsida; Lamiales; Pedaliaceae. The record is from RefSeq and is a predicted model, not a curated record.
CUCUCUCUCUCUCUCUCUCUUUGAAGGUGCUAAUCGUCAGAAACUAUCUUCCUAAAUUUUGGGGGUUGCUUCAGUUUUGGGUUUCCUGGAAUCUGUUUUCUCUUCUCUCCGGAAGAAUUUCUUGAUCGAAAAUUGUGUUUGUUGAGAAGAUAUUCUGAUGGCUUCCAAGAGAAUCCAGAAAGAGUUGAAGGACUUGCAAAAGGACCCUCCUGCCUCCUGCAGUGCUGGGCCUGUUGGUGAAGAUAUGUUCCAUUGGCAAGCUACCAUUAUGGGUCCUUCAGACAGCCCAUUCUCUGGGGGGGUGUUUCUUGUGACUAUUCAUUUUCCACCUGAUUAUCCAUUUAAACCCCCCAAGGUAUCUUUCAAAACCAAGGUUUAUCAUCCCAAUAUCAACAGCAACGGUAGUAUCUGCCUAGAUAUCCUCAAAGAUCAGUGGAGCCCCGCCCUAACGAUAUCAAAGGUGCUGCUCUCUAUCUGCUCGUUGUUGACCGAUCCAAACCCAGACGACCCCCUUGUUCCUGAGAUUGCUCACAUGUACAAGACUGAUAGAGUCAAGUACGAGACCACUGCUCGAUCCUGGACUCAGAAGUAUGCUAUGGGAUAAACGUCUUAAUAUGCAGUUGCGCACUAAGACUGUAUCAUGUCCUAAUAGUGAUAAUAAAGAUGAAAGAAAGAACAUAGCUGAAAUCUUAAAUAUUCUGGUGGCUUUAUCUUAUCCUCUGAUCUUGGAAGGGUUAAAAUAGGUUUUAUAACUCGAUUAGAGACCAGUAAAGUGUUUAUUUAUUAUUAUGUCUUAAUCUAUGAGCUUUCUUUAUCUA